Guillardia theta CCMP2712 is the source of this 489-nucleotide messenger RNA. RefSeq lists its product as hypothetical. Lineage: Eukaryota; Cryptophyceae; Pyrenomonadales; Geminigeraceae. The transcript has a single exon. The record is from RefSeq and is a predicted model, not a curated record. Bases 1 to 489 code for a protein of 162 amino acids.
AUGGCGGUAGAUGAGGGAGUAAAGUUGGUCAUGGCGGGGUUGAGGUGUGACGAUGACAGUGACCUGAUCGGUCUCGAUGUCUGGCAAGGGGCGACAAAGAAGCUCUGCGAGUACUGCAUGAAGAACAGCAACCUCUUCAGAGGCGCGGCUGUCCUAGAGAUCGGAGCGGGGGUAGGGAUCCUUGGUAUGGUCCUCUCGAAGCUGGGGGCGAGGAGAGUGUACAUCUCUGACUAUGAUGAGGUUGUGCUGGAGGUUAUUCGAGCUAACAUCCAGCUGAACGGUCUUGACGGGAAGUGUGUGGAAUGCAAACUGGACUGGAGCAACGACGAACACUUCGACGCCUUCGGGAGAGGCUCCGACGUGAGCAUCAUCGUGGGAAGCGACCUGCUGUACUCCUCGCACAUGGCCAAACUCUUGCACUCGGCGGUUCGAAGACUCUUUGAGGUACUCCCUCAUGCUGUGUUCAUCAUGUCGCACAAGAAGAGGUGA